AUGUCGUUAAUUCCAUUACCAUCGGAUUUACUAAGUUUUCUAGAACCUUAUUUACCUCAAAAUAAAUCAAAUCGAAAACCUUUUGUAACACUAACGUAUGCACAAUCCUUGGAUUCAAGAAUCUCCAAAGGUCAUGGGAUCAGAACUAAAAUAUCACAUGAAGAGACAAAAAGCAUGACACAUUACUUACGCUAUCAUCAUGAUGGAAUUUUGGUGGGGACAGGUACGGUAUUAACAGAUAAUCCUGGACUAAAUUGUAAAUGGGUAUCUGAUAAUAAUAACAAUGACGAUAGCAACUAUCAGCAUAAUAAAACUUCUUCCUUAAUGAUGUAUUCGCCAAGACCAAUUAUUAUUGAUAUGAAACAGAAAUGGAAAUUUACGGGAUCAAAGAUGUGGGAUUUGUAUAAGGCAAAACAGGGGAAGGCACCUAUAGUGGUUAUCCAUGGUGAACCAAGACAACCUGAGCCUGACGUAUCGUAUAUGAUUAUGGACUCUCCCACAUUUGAAUGGGAACAAUUGGUGGUUAGGUUAAAGGAUGAAUAUCAAAUACAAUCAAUAAUGGUAGAAGGUGGUGCCCAAGUGAUUAAUACAUUGUUGUUAAGACCAGAUUUGGUAGAUUCACUGAUUGUCACUAUUGGACCAACGUAUUUAGGUUCCAAUGGUGUCGAAGUUAGUCCUAAGGGAUCACUAGAUUUGAAAAAUAUUAAUUGGUGGAAAGGUAUCAACGAUACAGUUUUAUGUGCUACGUUAUCCAAAGAAUAA
Molecule: messenger RNA, 762 nt
Organism: Arxiozyma heterogenica
Lineage: Eukaryota; Fungi; Ascomycota; Saccharomycetes; Saccharomycetales; Saccharomycetaceae
Gene: RIB7
Product: 2,5-diamino-6-(ribosylamino)-4(3H)-pyrimidinone 5'-phosphate reductase
Exons: 1
Coding region: 1-762 (253 amino acids)
Biological process (GO): riboflavin biosynthetic process
Molecular function (GO): NADP binding; 5-amino-6-(5-phosphoribosylamino)uracil reductase activity
Source: RefSeq, a predicted model, not a curated record